This is a messenger RNA of Penicillium diatomitis, 1167 nucleotides long. Its product is annotated as putative SIR2 family histone deacetylase. The transcript has a single exon. Gene Ontology annotation, molecular function: NAD+ binding. The record is from RefSeq and is a predicted model, not a curated record. NCBI's taxonomy places the organism in Eukaryota, Fungi, Ascomycota, Eurotiomycetes, Eurotiales, Aspergillaceae. The coding region runs from base 1 to 1167 and encodes 388 amino acids.
AUGACCUCGCCGGCCAUCCGCAUUCCCUUUACGGGUCCACUGCCUCCCGCUCUGAUCAUCCCACCCUCGGCCAAAACCAUUGCGGGAGCUAUCGAUGCCGUGAGCACCUUCCUCGCCUCGCCGCCCUCCUUCCACCUCCGAGGCGUCGAUGUGGGCAGCAAUACCCAGACCGUACUCUUGACGGGCGCCGGCAUCUCCGUCGCCUCGGGUCUGUCAGACUAUCGAGGAGACCAAGGCACCUAUCGUCGCAACACCUCCUACCGACCCAUCUACUUCCAUGAAUUUACCGCACGUCAUGAAGCGCGCAAGCGAUACUGGGCACGUAGUUUCGUGGGCUGGCCGGGUCUCGUGAGUGCGAGGCCGAAUUCCACACACCAUGCCAUUCGGGACCUCGGAGUCAAGGGCUACAUCAGUUCUGUGGUGACGCAGAAUGUCGAUUCCUUCCACUCCGUCGCCCAUCCAGACUUGUCGACCAUCGAAUUACAUGGCUACUUGCGCUCGGUGGUCUGUGUCAGCUGUCGUAACCAGUUCUCGCGCCAAGAGUUUCAAAACUCGCUGGAGCGACUGAAUCCGGCGUGGGCCGAGUUCCUGGCUCGCAUGGUCGAGGUUGGUGCACUCGACACCAGAAAUCCCGAGGAGCAACGCAAGAAGGGCUUCAAACUGAACCCGGACGGUGAUGUCGACUUGCCGCAGGCCCCCUACUCCACGUUCCGGUAUCCUUCCUGUCCCACCUGUCUAGAGAAACCACCGCGGUUGAAGGAUGGGACGCCCGCCCGUGUGGAAGUAGAAAGCGACGGGGCCUGGUUGCCCACGUCCAACGCGGGCAUCCUCAAGCCCGCGGUGAUCAUGUUUGGCGAGAACAUCGAUCCGGCGGUGAAGACGGCGGCGGAAGAAGCCAUCGACGACGCCGGGCGCUUACUUGUGCUGGGCAGCAGUCUGGCGACCUACUCGGCGUGGCGGCUGGUGGAACGAGCCUAUAAACGGGGCAUGCCGAUUGGCAUCAUCAACGUGGGAGGCGUCCGUAAUGAGACGAUGCUCUUUGGGGAUCCAGAGUUAGGCUUGAGCUCCAAGCUGGGCGGGACUACGACUGGCCAUGUGCGCUGCAGCCAUCCCACUCAGGACAUCUUACCGACCGUGGUGUCGAUGCUGCCUGACAAUCCACGGUGA